Molecule: messenger RNA, 582 nt
Organism: Eimeria mitis
Lineage: Eukaryota; Apicomplexa; Conoidasida; Eucoccidiorida; Eimeriidae
Exons: 2
Coding region: 1-582 (193 amino acids)
Source: RefSeq, a predicted model, not a curated record
AUGCGGCGGCACCCAGCUCCACUCAUCCCUGGGGCUGAACCAGUGAGCAGCAGCAAGCAGCAGAAGCUGCAGGCUGACCUGUGCGUCGCAGCAGCAGCAGCAGGAGCAGCUGCUGCUGCAGCAAGUGAUGCAGAAACGCCUGCGGCUUCACCAGCAGCAGCAGCAGCAGCAGCAGCAGCGACGAAGCAGCUGCCGGUUGAGAACCUCUUCUUGGGGCCGUCCUUGCUUCCUGCCGAGGCAUGCAGCAGCAGCAGCAGCCCGAACAGCAGCACAGAGAAAGAUGUUUGCUUUCGCAUCAACAGCAGCAGCAGCAGCAGCAGCACAUUGGCCGACACCAAUGGCAGCAGCAGCUGCAGCAUGCUGCUCACAGGCAGCGGCACCGCAACCACCUGGGCGGGCAGCUGUUCUGGCGGCCUAGGGCAGAGCAGCAGCAUCAGCAGCAGCAGCAGCAACAGCAGCAAAGUUGACGACGACGGCAGCAUCGUCGAGUCUAGACGCUGCUGCCCCGCAGCAGCAGCAGAAGGAGCAGCAGCAGCAGCAGCAGCAACUGGAGACCGAGAAAGAAGGCAGCAGUGUUCCUAG